This is a messenger RNA of Gavialis gangeticus (Gharial), 1153 nucleotides long. It is a transcript of the gene CUNH8orf48, whose product is annotated as chromosome unknown C8orf48 homolog. The transcript is spliced from 7 exons. The record is from RefSeq and is a predicted model, not a curated record. The coding region runs from base 90 to 905 and encodes 271 amino acids. Lineage: Eukaryota; Metazoa; Chordata; Crocodylia; Gavialidae.
GAGCCGGGUGAGGUGAGGCCGCUCCUCGCGCCGGGGCCACAGUCCUGGGUACUAUCCUAUGGUGACCUGGGAGCUGUGAGGACAAGCAGAUGGAAUUGGACAGUAGUUACAGUAGCUGUAUUUCAGAUUAUUCAGACGAUACAUUUGAGUCCUUCAGUGAGAAGGAAGAAGCCUACAAACAAUAUGAAAACGAACUAUUUGCAUCUUAUUGUACCACAGAGAACUCAGAAUGCCGUGCUGUGUCAGAUGUAUCUGAAAGCACAUGGAAGUCAACAAGUCAAAAUGAUGAAGGUGAGCUCUUAGACUCUGCAACUAUAGAAAAAGAUUUGAUGGAAAAAUGGAUCAACUGUCUCAAAAAUAAAGCAGCUGGCACUGGACAAAGCAAACCUGUCAUGAGAACACGAACAGAAAUUCCUGAGGUACCAGCUGAAGAAUUGGAUGCUCUGCAGAAUUUCUGCACCAUUAAGAUAAGCCAGAUCUGUCAUCAGUUGAUCUGUGAGCAGUCUAACAGUUGCAAACACAAAGAGUUGCAGCAUGGAUUCACUUCAGAGAAGUCAGUGACAGGUGCCGUAAACUGUAUUGUUCCUGAUCAGCUAGUGAACAGAAUCCACCUGAAAAAUAUCAGGGAGACAAUGAAACAGGUGACUGAAACAAAAGUACACCAGACUUCGCAGUGCCCUGAUUGUCAGAAGAAAAAGGCUGAGCUGGCCAAGGUUACCUUUCUCAGACAAAGAAAAGCAUUUAUGGAGGGAUGUUUGCUUCAAGAAAAGUUGGAAGAACAGAUAUAUACCAAAGACUUGCUGACACUUGUAGGAGAAAUUCACAAAAGUCUGCCGAAGCUUUCAGAGGACCCAAAAAACAUAUGGAAAAAAGUGAAAGUGAAAGGGCUUGAAACUAGCAACUGAAGAAUUUUGACAUGGAGGCCACAGGACAGAAUGUAGUUCAGUACUCUGUUUUUUAUACUCUUCCUGCUCCCUUCCCAUGAGAUUUUUGUUUUGAUCUGGAGAAACGACCUGAAAACUGCGAUCAAGAAACCUUGAUUUAUUCUUCUGCUUCCCUUGUUUGUGCUUACUGGCAUUUAAAAGGAGUAAAGUGGAUCAAAGGUGAUUCAUGUACUAAGCAGAUUUGACACUGAAACAAAUUAAUCCACCUA